This is a messenger RNA of Lolium perenne, 1686 nucleotides long. Its product is annotated as azadirone synthase LFS. The record is from RefSeq and is a predicted model, not a curated record. NCBI's taxonomy places the organism in Eukaryota, Viridiplantae, Streptophyta, Magnoliopsida, Poales, Poaceae.
AGAAGGUACGGAGUAGUAGGUUCAGUCAGAGCAGACGCGGACGUCAAAAAAAAAAAAGAGAACAGCGGAGCGGCGAGUCAGACAUGGCCGCCGGGAGCCUGGACCUCCCCGUGGUAGACCUCGCGUCCCCCGACCUCCAAUCCGCCGCAGAGGCCGUCCGAAAGGCAUGCGUGGACAGCGGCUUCUUCUACGUCACCAACCACGGGAUCCAGGACGAGCUGCUGGCGGCGGUGUUCGCGGAGAGCAAGAAGUUCUUCGAGCUGCCGCUGGAGGAGAAGAUGUUGCUGCACAGGAACAGCGCCCACCGGGGCUACACCGCUCCCUACGACGAAAAGCUCGACGCCUCGUCCAAAUUCAGAGGAGACCUCAAGGAGAGUUUCUACAUCGGAACUGUCCGGGAUGUAGAUAUGCAGAAUGAUCCUAACCAAUGGCCUCCUGAAGAGCGCUUUCCAUCUUGGAAGGAUACCAUGAAGUUGUUCCAUGCUACUGCACUGGCUGCUAGCAAAAGGAUAAUCUCUCUAAUUGCUCUGAGUUUGGACCUAGAUCCUGAAUUCUUUUCGAACAUUGGGGCAUUGGACUGCCCGUCAGCAGCUCUUCGGUUAUUGCACUACCCAGGUGAAGUAAACGAGUCUGAUAACGGAAAUUAUGGUGCAUCAGCUCAUUCAGAUUAUGGAAUGAUAACUCUUUUGGUAACGGAUGGCACUCCUGGCUUGCAGAUAUGCAGGGAGAAGGAUAAGGAGGACUGGAAAGAUGUUCAUCACAUUGGGGGGGCCCUUAUUGUGAAUAUUGGUGAUUUGUUAGAAAGGUGGACGAAUUGCAUUUUCAGAUCUACACUUCAUCGUGUUGUCUCAGUUGGGAAAGAGCGAUAUUCUGCGGCUUACUUUCUCGAUCCAAACCCCGAUUUAGUGGUGCAAUGCUUGGAAAGCUGUUGCUGCGAGGCAUAUCCUCCAAGGUUUGCACCUAUCAAGGCGGGCGACUAUUUGAAAGAACGAUUAAGUGCCACAUACAAAUAGAUACACCCUCCGAUCCAUGAAAGUGUGUCAGAAAUUUAAUACUCCCUCCGUUCCUUUUUAUAGUGCCUAUAGAUUUUUGGCAUUUGUUUCAGAAUAUAAGGUUGUAGCUUGGAUUUUUUUUUCAAUUACCCCCUCCCUUGUUCAGCUCCCACACAACAUGCGUGAGAAAAAAAUUCAUACAAAAUUGGAAACAAUUAAUUGAGAUUUCUAAUGCAUGGCCCAAUGAUUCCUUAAAAUUAGGCAGCAAUGUUUUACUUUCUUUAAUUAAACAUGGCUACACAUAUAUGGAGAAUCAACAAGAGAGAUUUGUGGGAUUUGUUAUGGUAAGUUAGGAAGAUAUGGAUUUCCCAAAUUUGACGUUGAUCUCAAAUCGUUCAGCUAGGGGGUCUUGUGUAAAAAAUACUCUUGCGCUAAUUUCCGUGCCAAAAAACAAUAGGCACUAUAGAAUGGAACGGAGGGAGUAUAAAAGUUGUACUAACAUAGUACUAAAUUCCUCACACUUUUUGUGGAUCGCAGGAAGUACUAGAAUUCUCUCGGCAAUUGUGUGGCUAUACAUUUGAACCUAUGCAUCUAUGCUUGAAAAAAGGAGAUGUAUUUCCUACACAAUUGUAAUGGUUAUUAUUGUAAAUAUAGUUAUAUUUUAUUACAGUUAUAAGUUGUAACAGUUUAAGUA